Closterium sp. NIES-67 is the source of this 928-nucleotide messenger RNA. NCBI's taxonomy places the organism in Eukaryota, Viridiplantae, Streptophyta, Zygnematophyceae, Desmidiales, Closteriaceae. The record is from the annotation of a GenBank genome assembly.
CUCUUGCAGGGUGGCGCACCAUGCUAGUGGUGCCUGAGCUAGUACGGGAGAUUCAUGUGCUUAAAGCCACUCUUGAUCUGCGACAGGCGUUUCAUCACCUGCGGCAUCAGAUUGACUCCCUGGAUGACGCCAUACAACGACUCAGCUGGGCCAUCAGGUUUGAGAGGAUGGACGAGAGGACGAGGGAGCAAGCGGAGCAGGAAAUGGCGUCCCUGCAGGCUCAGAGGGAGGCAGCAGGGGUACAGCGGCGUGACACCAUGCAGAAAUGGCACCAACAAUUCCACCCAGUGUGGGGCCAGCUGAUGAAGACGGGAUAUCAGAACUCGCGCUUUGCUCACCAGGUCGAGCGUUUCGCUUGCCUGUACACCAGCCAUGUCACCAAUCUCGGCUACUAUUCGCCGGAUAAGAGUUACCGCACAUGUGAAGACUUCAUGCCUCAUGAGCUAGACAUUCUUGACAUCUGACAUGACUACUACACUGCUCAAGCCAUCGGAUGUGUGCCGUUGCUGUACAAUGGAGUUGGGAGGCAAGACAGGUCAAGUGCGUGUAGCACCAUGGCUGUGCCUCCAAUUGGGUUCGUACAAUGGUAAUAAGUAUGAGUGAAGUCAAUGUCUCUUCAUGCUUAAACGAUAGGUUGAGAAAAUUCCCUGAACUGGUGUAUAAUCAGUGUGGCCUGGGCGGCCUGUACCACAACCCAGCUGGAUCUUACCGGAGAUGGGAUCUGUAGUGCUGACCGUCGGAUAGCUUCCCAUAUGUACAUUCCGGUGGUCCCCAUUCCAUCAAUCUGGGAGUGAUGGCGCUGGACCUAGGUCGAAAAUUUUGUGCAUUUCGUGCUGAAUCAGAUCCCAAGGGGACUCUUAGGGUGCGCAGCACUUAGGCGGCAUUGACCCGCAGAAACUACCCGCCUGAUUAGCAACUUUGCUAAAUA